Messenger RNA from Episyrphus balteatus (marmalade hoverfly), 2355 nucleotides. RefSeq names its product alpha-1,3-mannosyl-glycoprotein 2-beta-N-acetylglucosaminyltransferase. Gene Ontology annotation, cellular component: Golgi apparatus. The transcript is spliced from 7 exons. The record is from RefSeq and is a predicted model, not a curated record. NCBI's taxonomy places the organism in Eukaryota, Metazoa, Arthropoda, Insecta, Diptera, Syrphidae. Bases 574 to 1986 code for a protein of 470 amino acids. Gene Ontology annotation, biological process: protein N-linked glycosylation. Gene Ontology annotation, molecular function: alpha-1,3-mannosylglycoprotein 2-beta-N-acetylglucosaminyltransferase activity.
UCAUUUAUAAUUUUUCAGCAGCUAACAAAUUAGAAUUAAAAAACUAUACGUGGAAUUAUUUGUUGCUUAUCUUUUAUCUAUUCCACAUAAACAAAAAAAAAAACCAACCAACCAACUACAAUUAAACAAUAGAAACUAUUCAUCUCUAUCCGAAUGAGUAUAGAUAAGCAAUUAUAUAUUAUACCGGUAUCAUCCAUUUAUUACGACGAUAUCAUGGAUGAUUUUCAUCGCCAGCUUUUAGUUGGCGUGUAGAAGAAAUAAGAACAACACCAAAAACAAGAAAAAACUUAUAACAUCUUCCACAAAAGUGCGGAAGUUGUUAGUUGUUGUUCCCUUGAACUUUUUUUUUUUUUUAAAUUUUCCCACGACAUAAAAAAAAAGUUCCACACACUUUCGAAAUUUUCCUUCGAUUUUAUAGAGAAUUAAAAAAUGGCAUUUAACAAACGGUAGCUCGAUUUUUAAGAAUCUCACAAAAACAAUACAAAAAUUCCAAAUUUACAAAAUCUAAGACUUUCCUUUAAGAACAAAAAAUAGAGUUAAAAUCUAAAAGAACAAAAAGUCUCCAAAACAAAAAUGCGAUCUCGAAAAGUUCUAGCCGUAGCUGGCUUCAUUACAACAUGGACUUUCAUUACCUACUACUUCCUUCUCCGCCAAAAUCCAGAUUUCUCCUUUAAUCGACUUACUCUGAAAAAGAAGAUUGAUCUUCUUGAAAGCGGCGCCAAACAACAAUACGAAGCUAGUGAUAAGCUUUUUAAAAGUCUGAUUGGCGUUCUAAAGAGCAAACUUGAAGUUGACACUCAAAUGGGUGCAAAUGCACCCAUAGUUGCUCCGCAACUAGAAGAUUUCGCUGUCAAUAGUCCAAUUGGGUUAUUUGGCGUGAAGGAAAUUCCUUUGGAUCAAUCGGCGGAGAAGGUUUCUUCUGCUGCCGCGGCGGUGGCAGUUCGAACUGCCGAUGGGAAGCCAAUUAUUCCCGUCCUAGUCUUUGCAUGCAAUCGUGUGUCGAUUAGCAAUUGCUUGGAUAAUCUGAUACAUUUCCGGCCGAAUGUUGAACAAUUUCCAAUUAUUGUUUCUCAGGAUUGUGGUGAUGAGAUGACUAAGAAAGUUAUCCUCUCCUAUCAAGAUCAACUUACACUCAUUGAACAGCCAGACACGAGUGAUAUUUACGUCCCACCUAAGGAGAAGAAAUUCAAAGGCUAUUAUAAAAUUGCCCGCCAUUAUGGUUGGGCGUUAAAUACGACUUUUCAAAAAGGUUACGAUUAUGUGAUAAUCGUGGAAGAUGACCUCAAUGUUUCGCCAGAUUUUUAUGAGUACUUUUUUGGUACUUAUAUGCUUCUUAAGAAUGAUCCAAGUUUAUGGUGUAUAUCAGCAUGGAAUGAUAAUGGAAAAGUUGGACUGAUUGAUACCGAGAAACCAGAUUUACUGUAUAGAACAGAUUUCUUUCCUGGUUUAGGAUGGAUGUUGACAAAGGAGCUCUGGAGUGAACUUUCAGUUAAAUGGCCAAAAUCAUUUUGGGACGAUUGGAUCCGACAUCCAGAGCAAAGAAAAAACCGAGUCUGCAUUCGGCCUGAAAUAUCUCGAACGAGAACUUUUGGCAAAGUUGGUGUAUCCAAUGGACUCUUUUUCGACAAAUACUUGAAACAUAUAAAACUAAGUGAAGAUUUUGUUGAAUUUACUAAAAUGAACUUGACGUACCUUCAAAAGGACAACUAUGACAAAACAUUUAUUAAAAAUGUUUACGACUGUCCAAUGGUUACUUAUGAGGAAUUGCGUAGAAAUCUAAUAAGCCUUGAUGGGCCAGUUCGAAUACAAUAUAGUACCAAAGAGCAAUAUAAGAGAACAACAAAAUUGUUGGGUCUCAUGGAUGAUUUUAAGAGUGGAGUGCCACGUACCGCAUAUCACGGUAUAGUAUCAUUUUACUACAACAAAAGACGAGUCUAUCUCGCCCCGAAUCUCAAUUGGAAAGGUUAUGAUUUAUCAUGGAGCUAACAAUCUCCUUCUUAGUCCUAAGAGUGUUAAAUGAUUUUAUUUCAAAGUUUUUUUUUUCUCUCACAUUUUUGUUGAUUAAUUGUUUAAGUUUGUUUUUUUUUUCUCACUCUCUGUUUUGAAAGUUCACUGGUAUCCACAUUCAAAACAAAAAAAAUAUCAAAUUUUAAUAAUCUCACAUUUAUUAUUCGGAUUUAACGAUGACCAGUGCUGUCGAUUGUGAUGGUAUUGUUAUCCUAUUCCCACACAUAGAAAUGAUAGUUUUUUUUUUUGUAAUUAUUGUUUUAAAGAGAAAACAAGUCCUUCCUACCGAUUAUAACUGAAAUAGACAAUUUUUUUCUAUUGAAACAUAAAUAUUUUUAUUUUUUUUAA